Ceraceosorus bombacis is the source of this 1855-nucleotide messenger RNA. Lineage: Eukaryota; Fungi; Basidiomycota; Exobasidiomycetes; Ceraceosorales; Ceraceosoraceae. The record is from the annotation of a GenBank genome assembly.
AUGGCAAGCUUGCUGGAGCUACCUCUGGAGCUGUUUGAAGCCCUCGUCGCCCUCCUCCUGUCUUUGGGUCGACUUUGCGAUGCUGCCAAGUUGACGCAAGUGAGUGUGCUCUUGUAACCCUUCCGCCGUCCGCAUCGCAAGCCUGCUCACGUGCUGCCUGUCCAAUUGCACAACACAGACGUGCAGGGCUCUGCGCUUCACUGACUCUUCGAGACGAGUCAGCUAUCUCCGAGCACGUACUCGUCUCUGCUUGUCCGUCGACGAGACUGCCGAGACACAUUUACAACAUGCGACCAGAGCUCUCUUGAGCUCCAGCUGGCCCCACGCCGUUCCCGAAUCAGGCGAUGCAGCACUGCUUGGUCCUUCCUCCUCCAGGUACGAAGGCACACCGCAUGGAGCCAGACCCAGAGGAACACCUUUGCUGCGCAGGGACAGGGUGUACGAUCUGUCCAUGGACGGAAGAGUGCUCCUUGCUCAGCAACUCGCCCCACGUAUCGCGAGGGAUGACGACGAGAUCUGUGCACCGCCCUCCGAGGAGCGUGUGGAGAGCAUCACCGGCAUACAUCUACCUUCACCUGCCAAGACCUAUUCGGUCGAUGCCAAGGCCGACAUGGCAGUCACCGUCUCUGUGCGGAAGAGAGGGAUCGAUGUUGAGGGAAACGUAUUGAGGCAGAUUCGCGUGAAUGCCAUUGAGCUAAGGAGCGGCCGCUUGUUAAAGUCUUUCAAUCAGGAGCCGAGCUUGUUCGAUCCCAGCGAGGUCAGGGUGGAGGUCCAUGGCUCUUCUGUACUCUUGCGGCAAGGAAAUUUGGCUGAAGUUCGGCGACUCGCUUGGCAAGGGGAGGAUGAUUUCAACUCGGAAAUCAAGACCGCCUGGCCCCUCAUUUGGGCUCCAAAGGUCAUCUCUUCAAGUCAGCGUCUCCUUUGCGCACACUUGCUCUCAGAUUCCGUCUUGAUGCUCAUCAGACCCGCUCCGGCCACCAGCGAUCACGGUCUGGACUGGGGGAGCACGUUGGAGAUCUACAAUCUGCAUCAGAGCCAGCCCCUUGUUGCGGAGAUUCGUCUGCCCAUCCGGGCUAGACCCGUGCCUGGUUUGAGCUACAUCAAAUGCGGAGCUUCGAUCGGCGACAAGUCAAAUUUGCGAGGCCAAAGGCGAAACGCACUGAUGCUCAUCUGCGUGGAAGGCAUGAUCUGGCAAGCCGAGCUCGAGUCCUUCUUGGAUCUGAUCUAUCCUGGCACAGCUUUGGCCCUCUACACACCUGGCCAGCCGACGUACCCGAUUCUAGAUGCCUCGUGGGUCAAGGCCCACAUGUCGCGAUUCUCGCUUUGCAUCAGCGAGGGUGCGCCCGUCGCGGAGACCAGCGUCUCGGGAUUUCGCAUGGUAGCGAUCUGGCGGACAGCUCGUCAGACGGCAGGCUACAUUCGAUUCGUCGAUCUUACACCUCCGCAAGCAGCGGCCGAUGGCGAAGGCAGAUCUUCGAGGCGCGAUGAGAUCAUGACUCGAGGUGGUGGCAAAGAGGCGGCCAUCUUCAGGACAUGGUGGGCGGAGAAGGAACGGCCUUUCAUCUACUAUGACCACGCUUUCGAGGACUAUCUACCAGACCAGAAUGUGCAGCAUACGUCUGUCAUGUUGGGUGGUGCAAGAUUGCUGCUGAGCUCUGCGCGAGCUGUCGCAACACCUUACAGAUCUGACGACAUUGCUGAUGUGACGCUCGGCGAACAUUUGGUCGAGGCAGCCGAGUCCUUUUUGGAAGGCGUGGUCGAGUCCGCAUCUCGAGAUGAGGAGGCUUGGGAGGUCACCGAAAUGGACGGAGGGCGUGCCGGUACAUUUCCUUUCGCUGCAGUCUGGCUAAUCUGA